Xenopus laevis (African clawed frog) is the source of this 2362-nucleotide messenger RNA. RefSeq names its product dapper homolog 3 (gene dact3.L). The coding region runs from base 601 to 1851 and encodes 416 amino acids. NCBI's taxonomy places the organism in Eukaryota, Metazoa, Chordata, Amphibia, Anura, Pipidae. The transcript is spliced from 4 exons. The record is from RefSeq and is a predicted model, not a curated record.
CCCCCUCCCAUAGCUUAAACUAAGCCCCGCCUAAAACCUAGCAAGCCUUCCUAAGCCCCGCCCACGCUGUUCCUGCUAUAGCAAUUUACCGACAGCUUUUUAGUAGAUGAUGUGGCAUGGGAUACAGGGAGGGGCGUUUAUUGGACUAAAUCAAUUAGCAGACAUGAUUGAAAUGUGCUGCCCAGGGCACGGAGUAGCAACGAGCCAAGACUUUAGAAUUAGAAGCAGGCGGACGUUCGUUCAGCUGCGGCGCCCACUCUCUAAAUCAGCUGUCAAUAAAAUUGUUGGCAAGAGCUCCUCAAGAUGUCUCCGCUUUAUGCAGAUUAGACGUAUCUUGAUUGGCUGUGGCGCACAGUCAUGCAGAUGAGCCACAUGUCUAUUGGCGCGAGGCAGACUCGUGCAGCUUCAGAAAAGCUUUCCGUUAGUUACAGGGCGGGGUUUCUAGGCUUCUUUUCUGCAAGGGGCAUGGUUUUCAGCAUGUGAUUGGUCGAGGGGCGGGCGCUUGUGGCUUUCGAGAGCUGUGAUUGGUGUUCUUUUUGCUCCGGGCCCUGUGCUCAGAUUGUGGGUUUUCAAUCAGCGCUUAGCCGGCCGAUUAGUGACAUGCUGGGCUCCGGAGGCGGUGGUGACCGAGGGCGACUCCGACAUUUACUACGGUCAAGUGUGGCUGGGCUUUGUGAACUGAAGCUACUGAGAGAUAGACAGGAGGUCCGUGUCCGGAGAGCGCUACAAGGUGGAGAGGAUCUUGACCGACAACUUUGGGAGUUGGAAAGGCAACUGGGAGAGCUGCGCCUGAGAGCAGAAAAUGACAGUGAAAAUGUGGAGUGUGAAGCGGAUGGCAUGGAGGCAAGUGAUGUAUUUGUGGAACGUUCCUCUCGAGGUGGUUUGACAGAGGCUCGAAUGCAUUAUGCAAAUGAGCGACCUAAGAGUGCAGGUGAUAUUGUUGUUGGAUCCCACCACCCUCGCUCUUCCUCAUCCCGCCUUCUAGUCCCCCGCUCUCUCUCUGCUCCCUACCCUUCACCUUCAUCUCCACCUCCCCCUCCACCACUUUCUCGCAGGGCUGAGGGCUAUAUUCUCUCUCUUCUUCGUCGCCAGCUACGCCCUCCAUAUUUACGCUCAGCCUCUGCUGAGAGGCCACCACCUCCGCCCCCUGCUUCAGGUAGUCGAAUGGCUAAUGUUUCGUACACGCCCCCACACCGUGUUCCCCGCAGAAAACACCCUCCACUUCUGAAGGGCCACAGUGUGGAGGGAUCACCACCUCGACUCCCCAGGAAAUGUCUGUCUGCAGAAGAGCCCCCCCGCAAGAGAGGUGGAAAGAGGACUCCGCGUUCCUUGUCUGAGACAAGUCUAAGGGACCCCAGCCACCAUGGCGAGGAAUGGAAUGAGCCUAAGGGUCACACAGAAGGUGGGGAGGGACCUAAAGGUAACACAGAAGGCUGGGUUCAUCCUCGGGUCCGUGCAGAACUAUGGGGAGAGUCUAGAAGCCAAACAGAAGGAUGGGCAGAGCCUAGGGCCCUUGUACAGGAUUGGGGGGAACACAGGGGUUACAUUCAGGAAGGUGGCCGUUGCUACACGUUGGGGAGGGAGGGAAAAGCACCACCAGUAAAGAUUGGCCCACCCUGCAGGAAGUGGAGGUCUACUGCAGAAAUUAGUGGAGGAGGUCCAGAAGAAGAGUCCAGGGUGGAUUCUGAAGGGGAAGAGGAAGAAGGAGGCGAGCUGGUGUGGCCCCUUCAGUUACCACCUUGUGAUGCAGAUGGACGUCCUCAAAUGUUUAAAGUUAAAGCCUCACAAGCUCUUAAGAAAAAGAUCAUGAGAUUUCACACAGGGUCUCUCAAGGUCAUGACAACUGUUUGACAGGUUUGUUCUUAACGUAAAAGUAUGACAACUGUCACUGGUAUUCUAAUAUACAUCUUACAGGCAUGUGUGCCUCAUAUAGAUAAACAGGGCUCUUCAAGGUCACAUAAAUACUUCAGUGACAUGCCUAGAGUUAAUUUGAGUGUCAAAUCUGUUUAAUGCUGUUGUGUCAAAUAACUGGGUUUAACAAAUAAUUUUUCUUAAUUUAUACAUUCAACAUUUGGACUCUUUGUUCUUUCCUACCAUCGACCCCUAACGCUUCUGUAUUAUCCUCAGUGUUUUUGUAUAAAAUCUAUUAUCUAAUGCUUUAGGGCUUUACUUUUGAACCACUUAUCAUUAUAUUUCAGCUUUCCAGUUGAAUUCAAAUGCAUUUUAAACUCCCUUACUGGUAACCAAAAUUCUAGUGAAGUCUGAGCAACUGCAUUUGGUAGAUUUUUCUAUAUAGAAUACAUACUAAUUCUGAUUCUAACCAAUCAAUAAACAUACUUUCACUAGAGAGUGCUAGAUUAUA